ACUGCCCUUUCCACAGUGGCAUUGAUCGGAAUUCCUAAGUCAAUGCAACCUCGAUCUCCAGUCAAAUCAAUCAGCUUGCCCAGCGAAGACCAUUCAUCAUACCAGAAGGAAGUCGUUGAGCCAUUUCGAAUAUCUACUCUUGCUAGCUGCGAGGCAAGUGGUCGAAGCUUUAGCAGUUUCUUCCACAUCCACGAGCCUAGAGAGCUUGUGUCUUUUACAUUCCAGAAGGGCCCUUCUCUUAUGAGAUAUCUGUGAAUCCAUUGAACCCACAGAGUUG
This is a messenger RNA of Brassica napus (rape), 277 nucleotides long. RefSeq lists its product as uncharacterized. The transcript has a single exon. The record is from RefSeq and is a predicted model, not a curated record. NCBI's taxonomy places the organism in Eukaryota, Viridiplantae, Streptophyta, Magnoliopsida, Brassicales, Brassicaceae. The annotation marks the transcript as partial.